UGUGAGAAACUGCACUUUACACUAUACUGAACUGAAGAAAGACAACAUUCACAUCCGACAACGGGGGAGAUGGACAUGAAACAUCUAACUUGUUAAUUUAAUUUAAGACGGUUUGUUGUAUAAGGAGAUAUAGUAAGAACAAACUACACAUGGUGGGAAUGGGAAGAAUUCUGGGGUCUCUGCUGCCAGCGGCUCUACUGAUUGGCUCAGCCCUCUGUAUGGGCGCGGUCAGUCUAACCCUAAGCCACACCUCUAGGGUCAGAGUUCACAAAGGGAGGAACCUCACACUGACCUGCAUGAACGCAACACAUGCAGGAGUGGUCCAGUACUGGCACACCCCUUUCGGUCGGGUCCAGAACAGCAGUCUUCAUGCCAGCCAGAAGGAUGUGGUUGCUAUGCAACGAGAUGGUAGCCUGCGGAUCCACAUUGCUUCUCCUCACCACAGCGGGCUGUACUACUGCCUCCUACUGGCUGGAGGACAAACUACACUCACACCCUACCUGCUGACUGCCAGCAGUCCACAGGACCAUGCAGUCGAACACAGGCGGGUGGUCAGGAGUAUGCUGGGUGGUCAUGGAGAGGAGAGGGAUGUUGCCGUAGUUUCUGACGGUGUGUUUGCGGCGGCGGUGGCGGCAUCAGUAGUGGUGACGUUCCUGGUGGGGUUCAGCUCUGGAGCUUUGAGCAGGACACUACUGGACAGGACAGGAACGUCGUAACCAUGGUGAAACAGUCAGCGUGGCAUUCCGGAAGGAUGUGGAACAAGAGAAUGAGGAUUACUCUGCCUCGACGACAAGCGUUACCAUGGAGAAUGUAAGCCCAUCUCCACCAGCCAAACCUCAGAGAAGCUUCAGGGGCAAACAUCAUGAAGAGACUGCUUACAUGGAGGGCUGCCACCAGGGGAGAGGAGAGGAAGGGAGGGAGAGGGGAGGAGAAGAGGGG
Molecule: messenger RNA, 939 nt
Organism: Salvelinus namaycush (lake trout)
Lineage: Eukaryota; Metazoa; Chordata; Actinopteri; Salmoniformes; Salmonidae
Exons: 5
Coding region: 150-716 (188 amino acids)
Source: RefSeq, a predicted model, not a curated record